AUGUCUCUGAAGAAUAUGUGGAAACUCUGUUUCCGGAGGAGACAAGACGCUUCUGUUGCACGAGAGAGGAGGAUUCGCACCUUGUCGUCUUCCUCGGGCCCUUACCUGUUACUUCCCAUGGAGGUUAUGGGCGGUGGCGAAGCCGUGAAUAUCAACUUAUACGACCCGAGGAUGGAAGAGAGUGUCAAGAUCCGGAACCAGACACUGCCUCCUGAGCUGUUGCCUCCAUCGACAUUCGUAGGAUCAUCCCGUGGUUGGACGGCUUGUAUGAACGACGAGGAUUUCAGGAUCCACCUUACCAACAUGUUCAACCCCUCGGCCUCUGAAAAUUCUCACCGAGUCGUAUCCCUCCCUCCCUUCCCAUGUUCCAGCCCGACCCGGAUGAUCAAGAACGUGUCUCUUUCGUCCUCUCCUGACCAAGACGACGAGGACUGUGUCGUGGCCGUCAAGUUCAGGGGAAACUACAUCGUAUUCUGCAGGCCCGGAGACUCGACGUGGACCGGAUACGAGAGCCUCCACGAAAGUUUGUACGCCACUCUCGUCAUGUAUUCACGGAGAGACUCCUCUUUCUAUCUGCCCGCUAACAUUUUCCACCAUACGAGUGCAUUGGCCUGGAAGAUGAACCGGACAGAGCUCCCGCCAGACACCCAUGUCCUAAAACUAGGGCCUGUCCAGUUACCCGACAGCAUGCCUGAGCGCGAGCGCGAGCUCUUGGGGCUGUGUUGUCAGACCAAACACUUGGUCGAGUCUCCCACCGGCGAGAUUUUUGUCGUUGUUUGGUAUCUCCAGUUCACCGAUUCGAACCGGAAUCCAGUCUCCUGGUUGGAACAGGAGAAAAACCCUGAGAAAGAGUAUUGGGGCAGAACGAAGCGGUUCAUCGUUUACAGACAAGAAGACACUACUCAGUGUUACACAGAAGACAUAGGGGAUCUCUGCAUUUUCCUCGGUAAGAACGAGUCCUUCUGCAUCCCGGCGAGCUCGUACCCUGGCCUCAAGCCUAAUUCCGUGUACUACAUGGACGGUUUCGUUCGUGUUUACCAUCUCGCUACCGGGUCCAUUCAUCGACUCCCUCUCCAGGAUCUUCAUACGCCAUUUUGGCUUGCCCCACUUCAGUGA
This is a messenger RNA of Tarenaya hassleriana, 1116 nucleotides long. RefSeq lists its product as uncharacterized. NCBI's taxonomy places the organism in Eukaryota, Viridiplantae, Streptophyta, Magnoliopsida, Brassicales, Cleomaceae. The transcript has 2 exons. The record is from RefSeq and is a predicted model, not a curated record. The coding region runs from base 1 to 1116 and encodes 371 amino acids.